Homalodisca vitripennis (glassy-winged sharpshooter) is the source of this 729-nucleotide messenger RNA. RefSeq lists its product as uncharacterized. Lineage: Eukaryota; Metazoa; Arthropoda; Insecta; Hemiptera; Cicadellidae. The transcript has a single exon. The coding region runs from base 1 to 729 and encodes 242 amino acids. The record is from RefSeq and is a predicted model, not a curated record.
AUGUCAUCAAUCUGUGGCGUCUGUAAAGAUCAACUAUCAAAAGAUGGAAGUGAGGUUAUAUGCUCCGGUGGUUGUGAGGUUAGUUUCCAUAUAAAGUGCAUUAAGACUGAUCUAGAGGGCAGAAAGACAAGGUCUUACAAGGACUGGAAGUGUAAAAUCUGCAGAUCAUCUCAACCUGACCAACCUAACGUGAGUAAUGAUCUAAACAUUGAUACUGAUUGCCUAAUUAAGAUCUCUGAGGAACUUGCCAACCUAAGAAAGGAGAUGAGUGAACUCCGUGCAUCAGUUGAGUUUAUGUCUGAUAAAACAGACUCUACAAUACCAAUCAUGAAAGAAAUUAAAAAUGAACUAGCCUUGGUAAGGAAAGAAAAUGAGCAAUUGAAAGUAAUUAACAAAAGCCUAACCUCUGAUGUAUACGAGCUGCAAGACCGAGUGAGAUCUCUUGAGCAGUAUACUAGGAAAAAUAAUAUAGAGAUCAGCGGAUUACCAUCAUCGCCUAAUGAAAACAUACUCGACAUACUGAAGGAUGUGAGCCAAACGAUAGGCGUAGAGCUGGAAGAUAGUCAUAUCUCGGCUUCCCACCGCAUACCGUCAUACAGCAGGCAGCGAACACCAUCCAUAAUAGUCCAGUUCCAAAGGAAGGCAUUAAAGGACACUUGGAUUACCAAAUACAGAGAAAAGAGAAAUUUAAGUGCUAAACAGGUAAAUCUCUGUGUGCUCUGUGUGUAA